AUCGUUUGCCUACUACUCGAGCAAGGCUACGAUCCUAAUGCGCGUGAGGGCCUUGGAGUCACCGCCCUUAUGAGUGCAUCGUCAUGGAGCCGUACAGAGGUCGUCCAGCUGUUGCUCCGAUACAACGCUAAUGUGAAUGCGCAAGGGGGCCCUUACGGGUCCGCGCUCCAGGCUGCUUCGGUCGAUGCUUCUCUGCAGACUAUCGAGUUGCUGCUCAAGCAUGGUGCCGAUGUCAACGCGGUGUAUGGCGACCAUGGGACCGCGCUCCGACUUGCAGUCAGCAGAAAUCGCACACAGGUCGUAAAAUUGCUGCUUGAGUGGGGCGCAGAUAUGCACUUGCCAGGA
Messenger RNA from Dissoconium aciculare CBS 342.82, 345 nucleotides. Its product is annotated as ankyrin. Gene Ontology annotation, molecular function: protein binding. The record is from RefSeq and is a predicted model, not a curated record. Lineage: Eukaryota; Fungi; Ascomycota; Dothideomycetes; Mycosphaerellales; Dissoconiaceae. The transcript has a single exon. Gene Ontology annotation, cellular component: nucleus; cytoplasm. The annotation marks the transcript as partial.